Messenger RNA from Leptonychotes weddellii (Weddell seal), 616 nucleotides. Lineage: Eukaryota; Metazoa; Chordata; Mammalia; Carnivora; Phocidae. The record is from RefSeq and is a predicted model, not a curated record.
AUUAUGGGGCUUCGCUCUUGUCGUCUUUAAGUGGACCGCGCGCAUGCGCUGACUUCCUCUUUUUCCGGCUGGAACCAUGGAGGGUGCGGAAGAGAAGAAAAAGAAGGUUCCUGCUGUGCCAGAAACCCUUAAAAAGAAGCGAAGGAAUUUCGCAGAGUUGAAGAUCAAGCGUCUGAGGAAGAAGUUUGCUCAGAAGAUGCUUCGAAAGGCAAGAAGGAAGCUUAUCUAUGAAAAAGCUAAGCAUUACCACAAGGAAUAUAGGCAGAUGUACAGAACUGAGAUUCGAAUGGCAAGGAUGGCAAGAAAAGCUGGCAACUUCUACGUACCUGCGGAACCCAAAUUGGCAUUUGUCAUUAGGAUCAGAGGUAUCAAUGGUGUGAGCCCAAAGGUUCGAAAGGUGUUGCAGCUUCUUCGCCUUCGCCAGAUCUUCAAUGGCACCUUUGUUAAGCUCAACAAGGCUUCAGUUAACAUGCUAAGGAUUGUGGAACCUUAUAUAGCAUGGGGGUACCCAAACCUGAAGUCGGUGAAUGAAUUGAUCUACAAGCGUGGUUAUGGCAAAAUCAACAAGAAGCGAAUUGCCCUGACAGAUAACACAUUGAUUGCCCGAUCUCUUGGU